Molecule: messenger RNA, 2044 nt
Organism: Brachypodium distachyon (stiff brome)
Lineage: Eukaryota; Viridiplantae; Streptophyta; Magnoliopsida; Poales; Poaceae
Product: E3 ubiquitin-protein ligase RFWD3
Exons: 13
Coding region: 77-1861 (594 amino acids)
Biological process (GO): interstrand cross-link repair; protein ubiquitination
Cellular component (GO): nucleus
Molecular function (GO): protein binding; ubiquitin protein ligase activity
Source: RefSeq, a predicted model, not a curated record
GGAAAACGAAAAAUUCUGUUCAAUUUGGAAAGGAAACACCCGGCGGUUUCGCCUCUUCUCCGCCGCCAGCCAAGCCAUGCCGUCGCGCUCGCGAGGCAGGCGCGCCUCUCCUCCGGCGCCGACCCAGGAGGACGACGACGUAGAUUUCGAGGUCAGCUACAGCAGCGACGAGGAGGACGGGGAAGAAGGGGACGACUCGGAGGAAGGUUCAGAGGAGGAGGGAGCACCAGGUUCAGAGCCAGGUUCAGGUUCAGAUUCAGAGGAGGAGGAAGACGAAGAGGAAGAGGAUGAAGAGAGAUCUGAUGCGGACGAGGAGGUGCGGGAGAGUGUCGGGGAGGUGUGCGGGUCGUCCGUGCAAGCCAGCAGGGUUCCCGGCGGCGCACCGGCGGCGGAGAGGGGCAACACGCCCACUUGCCCCGUGUGUAUGGAGGCCUGGACCUCCGAAGGCCCGCAUCGCAUCAGUUGUAUUCCCUGUGGGCAUGUCUACGGUAGAUCUUGCCUGGAGAGAUGGCUAACGCAGCGCGGCAAUACUAGUACGACGUGCCCUCAAUGCGCACGAAGGUUCAGGCGUAAGGACAUUAUCAACCUCUAUGCACCACAGGUUGUGGUUCCAAAUAAUGACCUUGAAAAGCAAGUAGUAUCUUGCAUGCAAAAGGUUGAAUCUCUUGGGGAAGUGGUCCGGAAACAAGGGAAGAUGCUUGAGGAGAUAAAGGCUGAGAAGGAGCACAGAUCAGUGGACAAUGGUGUCUCAAAAAGACAGAAAAUAGCAGAGCACGCAGGUUUUGGCUCAAGCAACUGUUGCUGCCUUGUCUUACAGAAUGAAUUACUUUUGGAUGGAGCUCGAGUCAUGGGCAUAGAUGCAUCUAACCAAAUAAUACUUGCUUCUAGAAAGGCACCUGGUUUAGGUCAGGAACAUGUUUUUACUAAGAUUAACAUGCUUUCCACUCACCAAGGACGUGAAAUACAACUUCCUCCUGGCACUAAAGUUGUCAAGGAUAUAUGCAUCUUGCAUGAUGGCUCUGCUCUUUUUGCAUCACUGGGCAGAAGGCUAUCACUUUUUAGCAUGAUGACUGAGAGUGUUGUUCUUCAAUGCGAUUUGCCGGCUCCUGGCUGGUCUUGUUCAGCAGAUGACUCGGGUUCACAUCACGUUUGUGCUGGAUUGCAGGAUGGCAGGAUUUUGGUCUUUGAUAUUCGUCAAACUUCAAGACCCUUGCAUUCCAUGGCUGGGCUAUCUACUCAUCUGGUUCAUACGCUCCACUGUGUCACUGACAACAAUGGUUCCAGAAAGGUUCUUUCGGCCUCUGCUAUAGGACCUUGCAUGUGGGAUCCUGAUGGCAGUCAAAGCAAGCCAUAUUUGCUACUACAGACUGAUGAUCAACGUGUCUGUUUUUCUCUUGCGUGUGCCCCCCCAUCAAGUGAUACCAUAGUGGCCUCCUUCCGGCCAAAGGCCGAUUCAUCAGGAGACGCUGCUCCAUCUCAAGUGUACCCAUCGCAAACGCAGGCAGCGUCAGGUCCAGGAAAACAGGGGCAGCACACCGUGGUCACGAGGACACCGUGGGGCGUCACACCCUUCGUCGAAGGCAGGACGUGCUAUGGCAGCGUAAGCGAAGUGCGCAUGUGCAAGUCUGCAAUCAUACCUUACGGGAACAACAACCAGCAUCUUUUCGCCUAUGGAGACGAGUCGCUGCGCGGGGUCAGGACCUGGCAACUACCUUGGUUCGGGAUGCACACUGAGCUUCGCCCCCACCGCGAACCGAUCCUUGAUCUAAGGUUUGUGGAAAGUCCAGCCGGAGGGAGGUACCUGGGGUGCCUAAGCAACGAGAAGUUGCAGGUUUUCAGAGUCGUGCAGAACUCCAAGUAGCUCGGCUUGCUUUUGCCUGUAAUCAGCUCUCCUAAUUAAGCGUUGUGUAACUUGUCUGUUGUCGGUUGCCUGUAGAAGAAGAAGAGGAAACUACCUAGGAACAAGCCUUUUGCUCCUUGUGUAGUGUACAGUUUUAAGUUUUUAGGUCGAAGCAGAGAAGACUGUGACCUUGCUGUGUUGUGA